Erigeron canadensis is the source of this 2449-nucleotide messenger RNA. Its product is annotated as transcription initiation factor TFIID subunit 6-like. Lineage: Eukaryota; Viridiplantae; Streptophyta; Magnoliopsida; Asterales; Asteraceae. Gene Ontology annotation, cellular component: SLIK (SAGA-like) complex; SAGA complex; transcription factor TFIID complex. The record is from RefSeq and is a predicted model, not a curated record. Gene Ontology annotation, molecular function: RNA polymerase II general transcription initiation factor activity; protein heterodimerization activity; transcription coactivator activity. Gene Ontology annotation, biological process: transcription initiation at RNA polymerase II promoter; RNA polymerase II preinitiation complex assembly. The transcript has 13 exons. Bases 159 to 2381 code for a protein of 740 amino acids.
CAAAAACACCACCGGAAACACUGUUAAACCGGCGGCGUUGGUCACCGUCACAAUUAUAAUUUUCCGGCGCCGUUCAACCAGAAGGUAAACAAUCAAACUCACAGAGUUCCACUGAGUCUGAUCUUUCAUGCUAAUCAAACUGUAUUAAAAAGAGGAAAAUGAGCAUCGUACCAAAGGAGACCGUUGAGGUCAUAGCACAGAGCAUUGGCAUAAACAAUUUAUCUCUAGAUGGUGCAUUGGCGCUUGCUCCUGAUGUAGAAUAUCGUAUGCGGGAAAUUAUGCAGGAGGGGAUUAAAUGCAUGCAUCAUUCAAGAAGGACUACAUUGACCUCAGAUGAUAUUGAUAGUGCACUUAGUAUGCGAAAUGUUGAGCCACUCUAUGGAUUUGCAUCUGGAGAUCCUUUGCGUUUCAAGAGAGCCCUUGGGCACAAAGAUUUAUUCUAUAUAGAUGACAAGGAUGUGGAUUUUAAAGAGGUGAUAGAAGCCCCAUUACCAAAAGCACCACUGGAUACUUCCCUUUUCUGUCAUUGGCUGGCAAUUGAAGGGGUACAACCAGCGAUUCCAGAAAAUGCUUCUAUUGAAGUUAUUGCGGCUUUACCAGAGACUAAAAAGCCUGAGCGAAAGAGUGAUGAGCUGCCUGUAGAUAUUAGAUUCCCUGUAAAGCAUGUCUUAUCUAGAGAGCUUCAGCUAUACCUCACCAAAAUUACCGAGCUUGCAUUAAACAUGCCUGAUUCUGUUCUUUUUAAGGAAGCACUAAUGAGUUUGGCUACAGACUCUGGACUGCAUCCUUUAGUACCUUACUUUACAUGCUUUAUCGAAGAUGAGGUAAAGGUUUCUCUUGGUCUUAAUAAUUUCCGGCUUCUCUUUGCUUUAAUGCGGCUUGUUUGGAGUCUUCUCCAGAAUCCACACUUACAUAUUGAACGUUAUUUGCACCAAUUGAUGCCACCUGUUGUUAGCUGUAUUGUUGCAAAAAGGUUAGGAAAUCGAAUUGCUGAUAAUCACUGGGAGCUUAGAGACUUUACUGCCAAACUUGUGGCUACUAUAUGUAAAAGAUUUGGGCAUAACUAUAGUAGUCUCCAGACCCGUUUGACUAAAACAUUUCUUAAUUCAUUUUUGGAUCGGAAACGGUCAUUGACACAACAUUAUGGUUCUGUUCAAGGACUAGCUGCUCUUGGACCUCAUGUGGUUCGCCUUCUUCUUUUGCCAAAUCUUGAGGCAUAUUUAGGCUUUCUUGAAGAAAUCUUUAAGAACACAAAAAAGGAAACGACAAGAUAUGAAGCUUGGCGUGUAUAUGGUGCACUGUUGCGUGCCGCAGGAAGAUCUAUUUAUGAUCUGCUCAAGUUUUUCCCGGUUUUACCAUCCCCACCUCCAAGUUCUGUUUUGAAGACCAAUCUGAAGGUUAUUAGUACACAAGAAACACGUAAACGCAAGGUUAAUGCAGAAGAGUUGGAACAGCAGCCAUCUCCAAAGAGAAGGAUUACUGAUGGACCUUUGGUUUCACAGUCUGAUAACAACAUCAUGACUCGAGAUGUCCGAGACAAAAAUGCUGCUAAUGUUGGUGAAUCCGAUGACAACACUGUGACAAAAGAUGUCCAAGACAAAACGUCUGAUAACACCACAAUGAUAGAAGACGUCGAAGAAAAAAUUUCUAACAGCAUGACAGAAGAUGUUCAAGACAAACCGUCUAACACCACCAUGACAGAAGAUGUCCAAGACAAGACGUCUAAUACCACCAUGACAGAAGAUGUCCAAGACAAAACGUGUGACACCACCAUGACAGAAGAUGUCCAAGACAAAACGUCUGACACCACCAUGACAGAAGAUGUCCAAGACAAAACGUCUGACACCACCAUGACAGAAGAUGUCCAAGACAAAACGUCUAACGCUACAAUGGCAGAAGAUGUCCAAGACAAAACGUCUAAUAACAACUCCAUGGCAGUAGAUGUCCAAGACAAAACAUCUAAUCACAACACCAUGACACUUGAUGUCGAAGACAAAAUGUCCAAUCACAACCCCAUGACACAUGAUGUUGAAGACAAGAUAUCAAAUCACAACACCAUGACACAAGAUGUUGAAGACAAGAUAUCAAAUCACAACACCAUGACACAAGAUGUCCAGGACAAAAAUGCUGCCGAUGUUGAUUCAUCAAAGGCGGAAACUUCAUCUGCUCGAGAACAAAUGGCUGAUGAUGGUGUUAAAGACAUGAAUGGAAGAAAAGGUAGGGGUAACCGUAAUAACCAUGGAACGAGAACACCAGCAUAUCUUAAGCAGGUUUGGAAAGAUGAUCUGAAUUCAGGACAACUUGUUAUUUCACUAUUUGAACUGUUUGGGGAAGGGAUCAUGUCCUUCAUUCCAGCUCCUGAGAUGUCUCUGUUUCUAUAACUUUGUAACUUUCAUUAGAGAAUUUAAAACCUUAUGUUUAAAUUUUAUAGUACAAAAAAAUUGCAACU